Messenger RNA from Cicer arietinum (chickpea), 339 nucleotides. RefSeq lists its product as uncharacterized. Lineage: Eukaryota; Viridiplantae; Streptophyta; Magnoliopsida; Fabales; Fabaceae. The record is from RefSeq and is a predicted model, not a curated record.
AUGUCGUCUUAUGCUAAAUUUUUGAAAGAAAUUUUGUCAAACAAAAGAAAACUUGACGACAAUGAGACAAUUUCUUUAACUGAGGAAUGUAGUGCCAUAAUUCAAAAUAAAUUGCCUCCCAAACAUAAAGACCCUGGAAGUUUUUCUAUUCCUUGUGUUAUUGGUGAUAUGAGUUUUGAACGUGCUUUGUGUGAUCUUGGGGAUAGUGUAAGCCUCAUGCCUUUGUCAGUUUGUAAGAAGCUUGAUGUGGGUGAGUUAAAGCCCACAAACAUUUCCUUACAGCUAGCUAAUCGAUCUAUCAAGUAUCCGGUGAGAAUAUUAGAGGAUGUUCCUAUCUAA